GGCCCAGCGCCGAGCCCUGCCUCCAGUGCCGCUGCCGCCGCGGGCCGCGCUGGAGCUGGAGAGCCGGAAUCCGCACCGCCUGGCUGCGAUACACAUCUCUGCCGACCACCAGAAUGGGCGUGAAGUCUGUGACGGUGCUGCAGCGGGCAGCGCGGGCCUUGGGGCGCAUCGUGGGCGCGACGGCUGCGCUGCUGGUGGGGAGGCGUGGCCCCGACUCCCUGCAGGGACAAGUCGCGCUGGUGACCGGCGCAGGCAGCAGCCUGGGUAGGGAGCUGGCGGCGUACCUGGCGCUCUGCGGCUGCCAUCUCAUCUGCGUAGACGAUGACAUCGACGCCGCCGCAGUCACCGCUGACGUCAUCAAUGCUAAGGUUGGUGCGGGCGCGGCGGAGGCGCUCGCGUGCGACCUCGAGGACCGGCAGCAGGUGCUGCAGCUGUCGCGGGCCGUCCUCGCGCGCCACCACGCCGUCCACGUGCUCGUGCUGGCUGCCCCUCCGCGGCGCGGCGCGGACGCCUACGACCAGCUCGCCGCGCAGUUCUGGAUGGCCCUGGGUUUGGUGCCCGCCAUGGCGGCGAGGGGCGGCGGCCGCGUGCUGGCCGUCUGCAGAGAGGACUGCCCUGGGGACGCGCCGUCCGCGCACAGCGUCGCCACCAACGGUUUGGUGGAAGCGCUGUCUGAACAGCUGAAGGGCACGGGAGUGAGUUUGACCUGCGCCUAUCAGUACCACUUCUCCAACAGCAGACUGCCUCUCUCAAUUCCCGAGCUGAGUGACGAACAGGUUGCGUCAGAGAUGGUGGCAGCACUGCGCCGCCGCCAGAACCGCGUGGUUCUCCCCGCGAAGCCUCUCUUCUGGAACAGUGUCCUGCGGUCGCUGCACCUUGUCGCCGACACGAGCCUGCACGUCGCCCUCUGCCUGGAUACGCCUGCACCUGUGACACCUGCAGCUCCUGCUGGUAACGCGGCGAAAUCCUGACGUCGGAGGAACAGCCAACUUGCCUUCGCUGGGUCUUUACCCGACAGCUACGUUGAGCUGCUUACAGGAAUCGGACAAUCGGAAUCAGCGCCUCUCGCUGCGCUGAAAAGAACUGAAGCAUGUUCACAGCCGCAGUGUUGGACGUCCCGUACACAGAUUCUGUUGUAGACUUUGAUGGCUCCAGUCUUCAGUAAAUUCUACGCAUGUAAUUUA
Messenger RNA from Schistocerca americana (American grasshopper), 1184 nucleotides. Its product is annotated as short chain dehydrogenase/reductase astE-like. The transcript is spliced from 8 exons. Lineage: Eukaryota; Metazoa; Arthropoda; Insecta; Orthoptera; Acrididae. The coding region runs from base 114 to 971 and encodes 285 amino acids. Gene Ontology annotation, molecular function: oxidoreductase activity, acting on the CH-OH group of donors, NAD or NADP as acceptor. The record is from RefSeq and is a predicted model, not a curated record.